CAGGUGAAUUCUUUAAACGUUAUACACAUGCACGCUUCGUAUACAUCUUAGCGGUGAACCGGUGUCAAAUUACAGUCCGUUUAGUUUUGAGAAGUUCAGAAAUUUGACUCUGUUUACUGCCGGAAAAUUGUAUUUUCUACGUAAUUCCAGCCAGAAGACCGAGCGAAAAUUAUAAGGAACUUGGACGGGACGUAGUUUGAGGAAUACUGUGGAAUUUAUUUUUGUAUAACUUGUGAAAAAACUUAGAGCGAAAAUGGGUUGUGGAAAUAGCAAGGGUUCGACGGCGGUGGAGAAUCAGACAGGUCCGUCAGCGGACACGAACAAUCAUCAAACGGGAGAGCAACCCGGUAAAGUUAUGAACGGACCCGAUAAAACCACACAGGAACCACAAGAUAGCAAUAAACAUAUAGAGGAUCAGCAGAAUACAGAUUCUUCACCCAAGGAAGCGAUAGUAGAGAACGGAGAGGAGAAGAAAGAUGCAGAGAAAGAUACAAAAAUAGAAGAAUCGGCCCCUGAACAGACACCAGAACAAGAAGAAACAAAGCCCGUCGUAACACAAGAAGAAACGCCGGCGACGCAAGCGUCAGAAGAGGUCGCACAACCUGAAGUGGUCAAGGAAGAGGAAGAGGUCACGAAAGAGGAAGAGGUCACAAAAGCAGAAGAGGUCACACAAGCGGAAGAGGUAACGGAGCCGGCAACAGAAGAACCAGCAGCAGAAGAAACGGAAGCACCCGCAGCACCCGCGGCAGAAGAAACGGAAGCACCCGCAGCACCCGCGGCAGAAGAAACGGAAGCAAAACCAGCGGAAGAGCCAACGGAAGAAGUAACAGGGAAUGAGGGUGAAAAUCCAGCAACAUCAGAUUUAAAUGAACUUCAGUUAGAUGAAGACUCAGCUGUUGAUAUGGAAAUCCAGGCUGUAGAGAUUCAGGCAGAAGCCGAAGACGAAGCAAACACAGCUUCACCUGUUACGGCAUCACCGAAAAACGAUGAGCAAUCAGCCUUUAAUGAACCAAAUGUUCCUAGUGAUGAUAAUCCAUCAUCAUCACCUAGCGCCGAAACGGGGGAGCAUAAAGUUGAGGUAUCGGCGUUAAAUAACGACGCCGAAAUGACGGACAAUGAGGUAAACGUGGCAGACGAUGCUCAGGCGCAAAGCGACGAGCAAACGCCGACGAUAGAAGACACGCCCGUAACGGAUGGAAACAAGGAUUCCCCAGCAGAGGGCGCUGGAGAAACAGUAUCGGAAGCGGCGUCGCCGGUAGAAGACGCAAGAGGUUCACCGGCAAAAGAUGAGGGAGAGACGGCGGGAGAAGGCGAACAAGCCAAGGCUGAUGGCGAUGAACAAGCUACAGGCGAACAAGCAGCAGAAUAAAGACGCACCCCUUAACCACCAUUAACAAACAAGACCGCACUUCAUCUCGUUGCCAUGGAUACACACAGUGGAUGACACUGAGACGACAUCAAGGAAAAUGUUAUUUUAGAAUGUUCAUUUCAUGUGAUGGAUGAGAGGAAGGGGGGGGGGAGUUAGUAAUACUCGUAAGAAACACUGACAAGUCAGCUAGCACAUCAUCCUGUUGCCAUGGCUACGCACAGUGGAUGACGUAGCUUCAAGAAAAAUUUCUCUUCAUGUCGGGGGGGGGGGGGAACGUGGGGAGAAGAUACUAGUUUUUGAAAAAGUCUUGGAAGAGUAAACUCAAAUAAAACUGAUUAUCGUUAUAACUGAGACAUCUUAGUAGACUGACGGCCCACGAGAUCGAUACUCCGGUCACAUCGUUGAGACCGAAGCCAGACCGACUACAAACUGACCAAAACAUUACAUUACCCCCAAGGCUAAAAAAUCAGUUGGUUUGGAAGUGGUUCGACAGUGUGACUGAGGUUUGACAAUGCCAGUCUAGAGGGUGGUCAGUCUUGUUGGACAUUGGUCUUGUCGGCUAUUGGUUUCAUGGACUGUAGAAAAACACAACGUCAAAUUAAUAAACACCAGUUUUGGAUAAUGCUGCCUUUAUAGGAAAGACAGUUUACAGUCAAUAAAUUGAGAUAUAUUUCAGAGGACAAUUAGGCAGCUGAUUUCAAAGAAGUGAUUAUGAUUCUAGGGAAAUGGGAUUUCAUUCGGUUAUCAAUUACAGUGGAACCUGCCUAUAAAGACCGGAAUACAAGAAAGAGGGUCUUUGUAGGCAGGUAGUCUUCGUAUACGGUUUCUAUUCGGUAGUGCAGGUUUCAACAAGAAAUAAGUAUCAAGGGAAACAAAGUUUGUGGUCUUUAUCGACAUGUGGUAUUUCUAAACAGGUGGUUGCUUAUAAACAGGUUUUACUGUGUGUCUGUGGGAGUUUGAAAUCGCUUUAGACAACUCUACGUCUCUCCUGCCAACUCUUCUUUUGUUUAAAAGAAACAUCUUUGUGGUGAUUUAAAGAUAUUUUAAUGAAUGCUUAGUGUGUAAGAAAUUUAUGUAUGUAACAUAUUGUGUGAGUUUAGGGUCUCUGAAUUCCGUCCAUAUUUUGAAAGAUGUGUGAUUACUGUAGCUCUAAGGGUUUUAAAAAAGUGUUUGGGUUAAAAUCGCUUUAGUCUAGAGAUUUCAGGUUUUAACCUUCCUAAAAGAUGUGUGUCAUAAAUAAUAUUCAUCUAAAAGCUCAUGCUUAUACCCAACCCGUUGACUAGUGAAUUCUGUGAUUCCCUUCAUUUUAGUCAGGACCACCUAGUUCCUGUAGCCUAUGGGUUAAAAUGUAUAAUUCCAAAGGAAAUUGACUUCAAAUCAGAACUUCUGAAGAAGGAGUGUGAAAACAAUUUGUGAAAUUUGAACUCAUCAAGUUGUAACAUUUUAAAAUUGUUUUACAAACUUUAUAUGAUUAUGAUGUUUCGGUAGGGUGGGUAUACUUGUAUGGUAAAAUAUAAACCUUCAUGUAUUCAAACUAGUACAUGUGUUGUAAAUUAUAUGUUGAAACGUGUGUAUGCCUGUCUCAAACAGGUAUAUAUUGAGAGUUUCAUGAUAUUGUAUGUUUUGUAUAUUGUGUAUAUAAGGCUUAUAUUGUAUAUAGUAUAAUUUAUACUAACAAAAAAAUACUCAUGGUCAUUCCAUUAAUUAGCAAUUAUGGCGAGGGAAAAAAGUCUUAAAGACCUGGUCAGAUCGAGUUCCUUGAUAACGAUUGAAGAGGUCGCACCCCACAAAUUUAUGCACCAAAAAAAAAAAGUUUCAUUCAAAUACUACGAACAUCACCUCCAUCCCUUUUGCUGUUGUCGCCUCAAAGCAGUGACAUUUUGUGUAAUUGUCGCGGCUGUUCCCUAAAAGAAAUGUUGGCCGAGCGAUCCCAAGAAGACGACAAAAACAAUUGAGGGAGACUCAGCGUAAAUUGAUGAGGUCUGACCUACAACAGUGAUUUCCAAUUCGUUUUUGACUUGCCAACAGGGAAGUGUUUUGGGACCGUUAUUGUUCUGAUUAUCGUUAGAGUUAUCAGUGAGGUCUCACUAGGUCUUUAUAGUCUUGUGUGAAAAAAUGUGGACUUUAGUGUUGAUGCAUAUCAUCUGUUGAAAGCCAGAAGGGUAUUACCUGUCUAAAAGUGUACGAGGGAAUGUCCAUCUGGCUCCUAAUAGACAAUAUUAAGUUUAUGCACAAGUUAUGUCUUGGAUAAUUAAUUUUAGAGUUUGAUGCCAAAGGCAUGUUUUAAUAAAUUCUAGGAAGUGCAUGGUUGAUACUUUUACAAUCAUGGAAUAAGGAUUGAUUAAGCAGGAGCAAUAUCAAUGAAACUUUAUAGGCCUAGCAACAUUUUUUUUCUUUCUAAAUCAUGAUGAAAAGUGUUUUUAUUUUCCACAUGGUUGCAAUGUAUGAACUUUCAGUAUUCACAGAAACCUUAAUCCAUUCCAUAAAACUUGAUCAAAGUCACCCUUUUGCCAAAAUGCUGUUCUCGCAGCCGAUCAAAUGUAAUCUUGACAGCAAUUUCUCUUCAUCAUUGUAAAAAAAAUUCAUAAAAUGGGCCCAAAAUUUGGUUGAUAAAACCUCCCAACUCAAUUUUGUUUUCUUUUUUGAAGAGAAAACAAUCUUUCAUGAUUAGAUUAUUAGAGCAUUGACUACCAUCUUUAAGCAGAUCCAUUGUGGCAUUCAUUUUGCAAACAUGCAUUUUAUGGGUUUAUCAGAAUAUCAAAUCAGUCCUUUACUCCAAAAUAUACAUGAGGAAGAAAAAUAAUCGCCAGAAACUGAGUUACAUGAUUAUAUCGCACCACAGGCAAUAUUUACAACCAAAACAUUUUGGGGGGUCUUUGAGUUUGAGAGUGGUGGUUAUUUGUCUUACAUUUGCAGAAGUUAAAUCACAUGGAAAACAAAUUCAACCCAAGUGACAUAAAUAUGUGACUUUUAUCAACAAGUGUUUUUGUAUUUAGGUGGUUGCAGCAAUUAGUACUGUAUUAGACUAUUUUAAGGGCUUUAAACUUCACUCGAACAAUGACAGAUUGAAAUAAUCAUUAAUUCUCUGUCAAUGAUUUUAAUUUGGUUGAUCUCAAUUUUGCCAUUUUAACACAACUCUACAUUCAUAAAACAUCUAUACAGUGAUAUCACCUAGAGUAUAAACUCCUCAACUAGAAAAGGUUGCUUGGAAAUUCAUAAUACAUAUCCUUUAUCCCCUUCAAAAAAGCUAGGAAUUAUGUGUAUGUGAUAUUUGAACUGUGAAAUCAACUCGGAAAGCAGAGCCUGUAUUUUUAUAUGCACAUUCCAUUGAUUUUUACUGUUUUAGUAAGAUGUACAUAAUUUCUUAAGUAAUACCGGUAUUCUUAUUUAGUUUUUUUUUUCUGUGCAAAAGUACAUCAUGAUCAAAAGGAAGGAAGUAUGUAAAUAUAGAGUGUAGUGUGCCUUAAUCAUCUCAAUGCAUUAAUUAUUAAUGCUACAUUGCAUCCAGCGCCUCAAAGCUAGAUAUCUGACGCACGUAGGAACAAAUAGAAUUUGUAAUGAUGACAAAAUCAGGCAUAGAUGGGCAACAAUUUGAAUGAUGCAAGACGAGGGGCUAUAUUUCAGGGGAAGGUUUCUUAAGAGUAGAGAGUGAACGCCAGUUGUGUAUGAUAUGUUUAUCCGUCCAGGCUUUUAAUUUUAUAAUGAUCCCAGGGAAAUAUAUGGUUUGUUAACAUGUUUUAGCCUCAUUCUUAUUAAAGGUGAACCCCCUCAAAAAUUGCUGCAGCAAACUAUAAAAGAAAUGAUAUGGACACUAGUGAAUCGUAAUUAUUAAAUGUUAAUUUUAUUUCAGACAAUAUUGCCCUUAAACAUUGGAUAUUGGUAAAGUUUAUAGAUGAUUUGUAUAUAUGUUGAUUGAUUGGCUCAGCCCAUAAUAUAAAAUGGAGUUGGAUAGGAGGACGGAACUUUCUGGAUAAUUCAGAAGAAAAAUGGUAUUAAUGAUCCUAUGCACUUGUAAAUAUAUCUGUUUUCAGUUGUUUCAUUAAAUCAUGACUUCUUAUACGUGUAUGCAACAGAAACAUGCAUCUUGUUAAUUUUUCUUUCUAUUCACCUAAUUUUUGCAAUUUCUGUGUAUAUAUUACUCUUAGUGGCAUGCUGAUUAGCUAUCGUUACAUGUACCUUGUCGUUUUGAGGAGCACGUACUUGCAUUUAUACAGAGACCGGAUAAUAACAUUCUUGGAAUAAAUGGUUUAAUCAAUGA
Molecule: messenger RNA, 5627 nt
Organism: Strongylocentrotus purpuratus (purple sea urchin)
Lineage: Eukaryota; Metazoa; Echinodermata; Echinoidea; Camarodonta; Strongylocentrotidae
Product: brain acid soluble protein 1
Exons: 8
Coding region: 254-1369 (371 amino acids)
Source: RefSeq, a predicted model, not a curated record